AUGGAACCUUUGGGCACCUUCUACUUUUCUUUUGGAUCAGGGCUUGAUUAUCUAUAACUGUCAAGGUAACAUGAUGAAUAAUUGUCCAGAUGAAUGUUUAAAAGGAGCCUGAAAAUGGUACUUUAGCCGUUAAUGCCCAGACUAAUGGGGACUUCUCAAAGGUGUGGGUCAUCCUUUAAACUCCCUUCCAUUUUUGCACUGUUGCUGUUGAUGAUUAUGACAGCGCACGCCUGCCCCAAGAACUGUCACUGCUCUGAAAGGAACGGUGUGGUGGUGCAGUGCACCUCACGCAACUUGGAAAAUGUCCCGCUUAACUUGCCCAAGGACACCGUUGUUCUCCUCCUAUCGUCUAACCACAUCAAACACAUCCCCAAACAGGCCUUCGCAGACCUACAUCGCCUCAGGGAACUGGAUCUAUCCCAUAAUUCCAUUGAGACUGUAGAGGCUGGUGCCUUUCAAGGGGUUUCUGAGGGCCUACAAACUCUGGACCUCUCGAACAACCACCUCAGCAGCCUCCCAAUGGACACCUUCGCCAAGCUGCACGCCCGCAUCCGCCUAUCCCACAACCCGUGGCACUGUGAGUGCUCUUUGCAGGAGGUGCUGAGGGAGCUGAGGUUGGACCCCGAGACAGUAAAUGAGGUAUUCUGCUACACGUCGGUGCAGGAGGAGUAUGUAGGACAACCAGUGAUCCAAGUCCUGGACUCGGGAAUGAACUUUUGUAACUUCCACCAGAAGACGACAGAUGUGGCCAUGUUUGUGGCCAUGUUCUGCUGGUUCUCCAUGGUGACGGCUUACAUCAUUUACUACAUCAGGCACAACCAGGAGGAUGCCAGGAGGCACAUGGAGUACCUCAAGUCCCUGCCCAGCACUUCACACAUCAGCAAGGACUAUGAUACAGCAAGCAGCGUCUUCUAAGAGUUUUUAUAGAAACCAAUAAUUCAUCUUUUUGCAGAGAAACAAAGCUUUAAAACUCACACUA
Molecule: messenger RNA, 979 nt
Organism: Thalassophryne amazonica
Lineage: Eukaryota; Metazoa; Chordata; Actinopteri; Batrachoidiformes; Batrachoididae
Product: leucine-rich repeat-containing protein 3-like
Exons: 1
Coding region: 133-915 (260 amino acids)
Cellular component (GO): plasma membrane
Molecular function (GO): protein binding
Source: RefSeq, a predicted model, not a curated record